UGCGGUCUCUUCCUGCCUUGGUUUAAGGCUCUUUCCUUGUCUGUCUUAUCGUACAUGCUCACGUCCGCUUCACGACCUUAUGAGAACGCUACGAAAGAGGUGUUGCGGUCGUGGGUGCCUUCAUCGACGGGUCUGCUACGGUUUCCUGGGGUUGAUGCUUACCGGAGUUGUCAAGGAGCGGAGCCAGAAUGAGGGGCGGGUCAGCAAAACGUUGCCCUAUUACCCCUUCACCUCGCGAUCCAGCACCCAAAGAUGCACACAUGGCUUUUUUUCUUUGCUCACGCUUCGUGUAUUUUGUUUUCCGACUGCUGUAUUUUUACCUUUCCUGCUCAAUAUUCGCGCUUUCGCUCUUGCCCACUUACACAUUUUUUAACUCUCCGCGCGUCGCACAGCCGCGUCCCGGCUCACGGGGAUCGCAGUGUCUGUAUGCGCGGCAGGUUGCACCAUUUCACUUCAUUCGCAAUGUAAUUCUUCACUUUUCCUUUCCGAGAUAGAUCUUCACUGCGGUAAUGUGGAUGACGACGAUGGGUAUCCCGCACGUGAGACCGACGAGAAAAAAAACACGCUCACACACCUUGUGCUGG
This is a messenger RNA of Eremomyces bilateralis CBS 781.70, 584 nucleotides long. RefSeq lists its product as uncharacterized. The coding region runs from base 189 to 494 and encodes 101 amino acids. The record is from RefSeq and is a predicted model, not a curated record. The transcript has a single exon. Lineage: Eukaryota; Fungi; Ascomycota; Dothideomycetes; Eremomycetales; Eremomycetaceae.